UGACUCGGUAAUUGUUCAGGUGAACCCACACCUAAGACUUGUUGACUACCUAUUAAGUUCCACUCCAACUGCAACGGCAAUUAGCCAUUCGUUGUGAUUCUCCAAUUCUCCUGUUCCAGGUUCUACUAUGGAUUCUGGGUUCUGGGUUCCCUUGAUCUCUUCAAAUUUCUGAUUAUCUAGCCUCUUCGAAUCUCCGGAAUUUCUCAGAAUCCUCCACGCUGGCUCUCAAGUCCAUUUCUCUGGCAAAUUUUUGUCGGUGGGGAGUUAAGCAAGGUUCAUCUCUGAAUUCUAGGUAUUGGGUUCUCCUUGAUCCCUUCAAAAUUUUUAUUCUUUGGCUUCUUCGAAUCAGCACUGGAUUUCUCUGAAGCCUCCAGGUUCGUUCUCUCUUCCAUUUCAGUGACGAUUUUUAAUUCCUGGACAAGAGUAUUUCUUGGAUCGCUAGCAAAUUUUUGUCGACUGGGUGAUACAUGAGGUGAUCAGAGAACCAUAUUAUGCAAUGUCAAUUGCCCAGGUUGAAAGUAUGGCAUCAUUGAGCAGUGAUCUAUUCUAUGACAUAUUGAGACGUCUCGAUGGCACAACGUUGGCAAAUGCAGCAUGCUCUUGUGCCGCAUUCUGUUCCAUUUCAAAAGAAGAGAGUUUAUGGAAAAAUGCAUGCCAUUCUUUAUGGCCCUCAACCAAUCGGGAAGACGUUAAGAGUUUGAUCUCAUCAGUUGGUGGGUUCAGAAAAUUCUAUGCAGACUGUUACCCACUAAUUGUGAACAAGGAUGUCCCUGGGGUUGAGUUUGAUUUCUUUUCUCAAUACCCUGAAGAAUGGUUUGAUGCUGAGUAUUAUGGUGAAAUUGAUGAAUUUGAAAGUAUAUCACCCUCAGAUUUCAUCUCUAUUGUGGAUGUCAGAUAUAAAGACAAAGUGAUUUAUUCAAAGGUUCUCUGGGGUAUUCCUGAUUCAGAUGGCUUCAAUGGUUGGUUUUACAACUGCCCAUUCCGUAUUGAUCUUCUUAACUUAUCGGAUAAUGAUGGCCUUCAUGAAGAUGAAGUUAGGCUCUCAAUUGAGGAUGGUCUGCCACCAAUUUUAUCCAUUGAGAAGGAGAGGAAAGAUGGGAAGCUUUGGAGAGAGCUCUGUGAUGGAAUCCAGCUUAGUUGGAUCAUUGUGAACAAAAAGGAAAAGCAGGCUGCUAAUGUCUCGAGCUGGAGCCCCCUUGGAGGCCAAAGGCAUUGGCCGACAGAUAAGGAUUGCUUGAUAAGAUUUGGAUCCAUUCUUCCAUCCAAAGACAUCCUUCCAUGUCAAGUGGUUGAAUGCAUUCUAGUUAUGAAGUUUAGAGUGAUUCAUACUGAGGAAGAGGGUAGUCAGACUACCCUCAAGCUAACAGAGCUAAGUAUGCAGUUGAAAGACAUGGGAGGCUCUCACAUUGAUGGAAGGAACAGUUUGCUUGUACUUAGAGAAGCACUGAAAUCUCGUCGGAGCAAAAAUUACAGUGAAGCUUUAGAAUCCUGUCAUCUGUACUCAAAAGCUCAAAGUGAGUUAAAGGAGGAGAAAAUGAGAAAUGAAAGCCGUUUAGACAGGCUCUGUCUCAUAAGUGGUAUUGCUGCAUUCAUCACAUUCUGUUACUGUAUCUUAUGAAAAACAAUAUCCUCAUUACCAUCUUGGUUAUUGGACUUCUAUUUAGAGCGGUGAUAAAGCCUCAGUUUGUAGAAAUUUGAUCCCAGGUUUGAUUAAAUAUAUUGUGAUAUCUUUUACUGUAGGAUGCCUAUAAAUUUCAUCUAAGGGAAUCAAGUUUGUUCCAAUGAAAUGUUAGUCCAUUUUGCGAA
Macadamia integrifolia is the source of this 1806-nucleotide messenger RNA. Its product is annotated as probable F-box protein At2g36090. The record is from RefSeq and is a predicted model, not a curated record. The transcript is spliced from 3 exons. Gene Ontology annotation, molecular function: protein binding. The coding region runs from base 497 to 1618 and encodes 373 amino acids. Lineage: Eukaryota; Viridiplantae; Streptophyta; Magnoliopsida; Proteales; Proteaceae.